This is a messenger RNA of Monomorium pharaonis (pharaoh ant), 3529 nucleotides long. It is a transcript of the gene HLH54F, whose product is annotated as transcription factor 21. The coding region runs from base 2222 to 2731 and encodes 169 amino acids. The record is from RefSeq and is a predicted model, not a curated record. Gene Ontology annotation, biological process: developmental process; regulation of transcription by RNA polymerase II. Gene Ontology annotation, molecular function: DNA-binding transcription factor activity, RNA polymerase II-specific; protein dimerization activity; RNA polymerase II transcription regulatory region sequence-specific DNA binding. NCBI's taxonomy places the organism in Eukaryota, Metazoa, Arthropoda, Insecta, Hymenoptera, Formicidae. The transcript is spliced from 3 exons.
UCGAAUGGAAGAAUCGUCUAGCAAACAUAAUGACAUCGAUUUGCACGGUUGAAUAUAUAAGUAAGCAUUUUGUUGAAGUUAACACAUUACUUAUUGUAAUUAUUUUCAUACUUUUUUAAACCCUAUAAUCUCUCUCUAUAAUAUAUAACCUGUUUUUUUUACACAUACAUAAACUAUAAUAAUUGCUGUUUUUUUUAAAUUAAUUUACGUGUAAUAAUUUUAAUACACACACACACACACACAUACAAUAUCUCACCCACAGUAUGGUUUAAUGUACUUACUUUGCUUUCGUAUCGCUUUUAACUAAAUCUUGUUUGUGUGGUAAAUGUAAAUUAUUACUGUUAAUAAUUAUCAGAUAACUGUUAAUUUUUAAUAAUAUUUGAGAAAUAUUAUUUGAGAUUAAAUGAAAUGGUAAAGUUUUCGAUGAAAUAUCUCUCAUUAAUUAUGAUUAAGGUCUUACUUAAUGAAUUUAAUUAUCUACAAUCAAACAAUCAUUUGAACUAAUGAUUGUAGAUUAAUCUAGGAAAUCUUAAAAAAUCAUAGAGAAUAUGUACAGAUUAUGAAUCGUAAAUAAUGACAGAUUUGUACAUAAAUUUGUAAAACAGAAAAAUAUUAGAAAUCUGUGGAAUAUUAAUUCAAAUGUAAAUAAUGAUCUAGAAAUAUAAAUCUGUGAUUAAUUAUGUUCUCAAUUAAAAAUUGACAAAUAUUUACAACUAUGAAUUCUGUCCUAAAUCUCAAAGAAUUAAUAUAAUAUUAAUACAAGGUACUAAAUCUGUCUACGAUAUUUUUUUGUUUCUAGAACUAGGUGUUAAGUAUACUGUUCUUAUUCACGAUUUGUUACAAAUCUUUUUUAAAUGGUUCCGCGAGACACGUUGACGAGAAAAAGGUCGGAGGGUGUCGAAUUGCCUAACAUCUUUCAUGAAUUUGUCGAGCAAUAACUUAGCGCCUUCUUCAGUAUCCUAAGUAGGAUUAGCAGGGGCCACCGCAAACCUCGUAUUACAGGAUCCAUUUCGAAUCCUAAUUUCGACGAAACGGAUGACUACCAGUUGACGUGGAUUUGCGACGGAUUAUGGAUCAGGCGACCCUUCCUCUCCAAGCAAAAGUUUGAAUACAUGAGGAUGUGCCAGAGAAAUAUAAUUACAGGGCAUAAUUCGGAGUCAUUGUUAGAUAUUAGUUUAAUAUUAGAAACCGACGCACGAAUGAAAUUCCAUUGUAGUUAUUCGUAUACGAAAAAUUCUGCGUGCUAAUAUAAUCCAAUACGUUCAAUAAAUUACGUAACUAUAUGAGUCCAGUGUGAAGACAGUUGUAAUAAUUAUACGUAUCUCUAAUUUAGCAUUAAAUAUAGUUAUACUCUCGAGAUAAUGAAGGAUUCAAGUGAAGCAAAUCAAAUACAGAGUAUCAUGUUAUAUAGUUAUGUGGAAAGAGCAUUCUCUUUGUUGUAUUUAGUGAAUAAACAUUUGAAAUGCAAUGUGGCGAUAAGAAACUAAAUUCUUUCGUAUCUGGUAAAAUCUGAUUAUUCUAUCUAUAAUAUUCCUUACUACAUGUACUUUUUAAAGAUAUAUAUGUUCAAAGACAUCUUUAAUAUCUAUAAAUCACAAUAUAUUAUAGAAUGGAUAAGAAUAUACGAUUCUAUUUGAAAGCUAAUAUUUAAAGAGAGUCACGGACAAUAUACAUUUAUAUAAUUUUUCAUUAUUGUAUUAACAUUAAAGUUACAGAAUCCAAUCAAACAAGAAAAGGGUUGUCACCUAUGUAAAGUGGACAAUCUCUCAAAGUUUCAAAAUCACAUUUAGAGCCUAAUGUAGGAUAUUAAUACAAAUUUUAGUUUCUUCCUCUUUGCAUUUUCACCGAGAGAAGGGGGAGGAGAGGGGAGAGGAGGGAGGAAGGAUGUACCAGGUGGGUACGAAUGCUGCGCGGCGUUUCCGCGGAUUGGAUCGACCAGCAUCUCGGAAAGCAAGAUGAAGCGAAUGAGACUAGCGACUAAUGUUUGAAAGCUCCGCCUGGUUUUCGGGACGUCCCAAAUCUCUAGGUCCCUCCAACGAACAUAUCUUCCGUUUGUUUCUCUUUCUCCACUCCACAGUUUGUUGCUCCUCCCGGUUCAUCCUUCAAUUUCUGCUCCGAGAACAUUGACUAACAAUUAGUUGCACACCGUAGUCGUGAUCUGUUGUGUUCUAUUGUCUUUCCCUGUUAAUUGACAUUUGCGUGAUUGCGAAUAAUUGACAGAAUGCCCCGAAAACGGCGUGUUUCGACCUCGUCGUUGGAGGAAUAUCCUUCCGAGGAAAAAUACAUGAAGGACGACAUGGACAGUCGCGCACCGCGAAACGCUGCUAAUGCCCGAGAACGCGCACGAAUGAGAAUUUUGUCCAAAGCUUUUUGCAGACUUAAGACAACUUUACCAUGGAUUCCCGCUGACAGCAAAUUAAGUAAAUUGGACACAUUACGCUUAGCCGCAACAUACAUAGCUCAUCUGAGAGCAGUGCUUCGAGAUGACGGUGAAGCACAUCCUGAAACCACCAAAUCUUUGUCGCUGGCCCUGUCAUGGCCAUUCGCUAUUCAAAGUAACAACGGAGCAACGCUUAUGAACAACAGUUGCAACGUGUCCUCCUCGACGUCUUCGAGCUGUAAUCAGUAUCGAGGACAGCAAGCGACUCAUGAUAUCCAAAACUUCCAUCAUUCAGGUCAUCAGAGCGCGUCCGCGCGCCAUAAUCAGGAGCAACAGCUCUCUUAUUACUAACAAAAAACAUCUGACAAUCCGAAUCAGAGCUUAACUACAACGAGCGAUAUCUAUGAAGAGCUAUCACCAACUGGGUUACAUGACGACGACGGCGAUGUCAUGUAUUCACGCCUUAUUUAUUCCAAAGUGCCUUAUUCUAGUAUUUAUUGAUUUAAUCUUAAAUAUGUAUAAUUACGAUUGCAUCUCUAAUUGUACAACAAGGAAAUAUUCGUAUCUCUCUAUAUGUAUUUUUUAUAUGUAUAUCGAAGAAAUGUAAUGUAUUUUGCAUAUUUUUAGAAGCUUUAAUAGAACAAAAUUAUAUGAUAAAAGAUAAUUUCUAGAAGGGGGAGGGGGUUUCAAUAGAUUAAAAUGGGAAUAAAAUUGGGUUAAACCGAGCUGAGAAUAAUUUUGUAUUAUUUAUAAUCUAAAUAUGACAAUCAUAUUAUCAAAGUUUUAAUUUGAUUAUAAGAUCACCAUAAUCUAAACAAAAAUUAUGUCAUUAUAAUAUAAAAUAUUAUAAUAUACAAUUGCAUAGUAACUAACUCUGUUUAUUAGUCCAAUUUUAUUUUCUUUCAAAAAUUAUGUAAGUAAAACAAAAUUAUUUUUUCUUGUUUUAUAAAACGUCGAACAAAAUGUUGAGAAUUUAAUGACCUAGCAUUUUGAUAUAAAAAAUUUUUCGUAAAAAGAUAUUAUAUAUUCGCAAAGAGAUUAUUUCCUUGUCUUAUGCGUUCAAUUAUUACAAUAUCAUAUAUUGUAAUUAUAAUUGAUACCAAAGCAUGUUAACUAGUCCAAUAAAAAUGUUUCUAAGAUUUUCAAGAA